Molecule: messenger RNA, 345 nt
Organism: Plasmodium adleri (nom. inval.)
Lineage: Eukaryota; Apicomplexa; Aconoidasida; Haemosporida; Plasmodiidae
Product: conserved Plasmodium protein, unknown function
Exons: 1
Coding region: 1-345 (114 amino acids)
Source: RefSeq, a predicted model, not a curated record
AUGUAUGAUUACGAAGGUUAUAAAAGAUUAAUUGUAAAGAUUGCUUUCAUUGCAAGUACCAUGACAUUUUGUUUUUCCCUUUUAUUAUAUAUUGUGAUAAGUUUAAUACCACAAAGGCAAAAUGAAAACUAUGCCGAUGUAAACUUAAAUACAGAAGAAGAUAACAUAAUUAUAACCUAUUUAUAUUUAGAAAAAGAAACAUCUUCAUCAAUGUUAUCUAAAGAAAAGAAAAAUGAGGAGGUCACAAGUAAUGAGGAUUUCAUAGAAGACAGUAAAACAAAUGAAAUGGAACAGAAGGAUAACAAUAUAAAAACGGAAGAAGAUAUUAACAACCAUUUAAAUUAA